Messenger RNA from Penicillium daleae, 873 nucleotides. RefSeq names its product heme-dependent oxidative N-demethylase family protein. The record is from RefSeq and is a predicted model, not a curated record. The transcript has 4 exons. NCBI's taxonomy places the organism in Eukaryota, Fungi, Ascomycota, Eurotiomycetes, Eurotiales, Aspergillaceae. The coding region runs from base 1 to 873 and encodes 290 amino acids.
AUGAGUAUCCAAGAUGCCAAUAUCAACGAGAUUAUCGAGAUGGACAAGAACUAUCUCGAGCGCAUCACACUACGGAAGAAGACCCUGGUCGAGCAUGCAGAUACCGUCCUCGGUGCUGAGGAUUGUGUCAAGCCAGCUGUAGACGAAUUCUACACUUGGCUUGUCGGGACUUAUCUCCCAACUCGAUACCCUACCAUGUUUCAAAUCCUGCUAGCAACUAGCGAUCAGUCAGGAUAUCUGCACAGUCUGAUCACAAAUGAGCAAUUCCCUCUUCUCCCACACGCUCAUCCUCGGGACACGCUUCGUGUUAUGGGUGGAUUGAUUGACGACGACCUCCUCUUCCUGAUGCCAUCAGAUGAUGGCGAUAGCGUCACCCUUAGAGGCUUUGUAACCUGCUGUCCGAACGGCUUCAACACAGCGGAGAAACUGAACCUUAAGCUUCGAGAUAUCCACACACCAGUGCCGCACUACAAAGAGAAAUUAGAGAAAAGCAUGGAUCGAUUUUUCGACAAAAUCAAAGUCGGCAAAUUUGUGAAGCGUGCCAAUUGGACUAUUCAAAAUACUGAUCGGCUGUUCCGGCCAGCUGGGAAUCAUGGUUAUGAGGGUGAGGAAACCACAAAAGAAGACCUGAAUCUCGGAAUUGCCCGCGUACGUGUUGAGAGACAGUUCCUCCACCGUCUCCCACAAACAAGAGCCCUUCUGUUCUCGUUUAAAACGCUGUUAUACACGCUACCCGAGAUCAAGGAAGAAGGGCUCGGUGAAGCUCUUGCAGAAGCUAUCGAUGGCAUGAAACAAGGAAAUGCGCCUGGUUUCCAUUACUACAAGCGGGCUGCGGUUUGGGGCGAGUCCGCGAAGGCGUAUCUACGUAGUUGA